Messenger RNA from Filobasidium floriforme, 914 nucleotides. RefSeq lists its product as uncharacterized. The transcript has 6 exons. The record is from RefSeq and is a predicted model, not a curated record. NCBI's taxonomy places the organism in Eukaryota, Fungi, Basidiomycota, Tremellomycetes, Filobasidiales, Filobasidiaceae. Bases 175 to 759 code for a protein of 194 amino acids.
ACUGUCUCGAUUGACGUAGAGCUGAUGAAUGCAGAACAACAAGUACAGCAACAUCCUUUACCACGUUACCACAUCCGAAUACUUUGCUCUCGAACGCCCUUCAAGAUCAUAAUCCCACCUCCUCGCUUCAAAAGUUGAACAAUUGAUCGGCGAAGUACUUCAGAAUCAUCUGGAAUGUCCCACAUCGAAGAAGUGAAAAGCCUCGGGAUUGAAGCACUGAUUGACAGACAUUGGGAUGAUGUCGUCAGUUCGGAAGAGAUGGCCGAUACCGUAGUUUUCACCCAACAAAGUCGCGUUCUGCAUAAGGACAAUGAUUUCUGGACCGAUUACAAAGUCUUUUGCAAGCGGAUGAUCCCGAUCAUCAAGGAGUAUGUAAAGGUCCUCAACACCCAUCUCGCUACACAAAAGAAUCUGAAUGGAGGAGACCGAGAGGCUGCUCUCAGAGUUAAAGGUGUGAUUGGACUCGAAUGGAACAGGAUGGCAAAGAUUGUUGGGCUGUCAACUGCUUGUGAAAGGAUACUCACUACGAAGACUGGGCACAUGGUUCCCAACCAGCUUGGAGAGCGCAAGUUUUCUAAACUUCUCCGGGAUUAUUACAGCUCCGACAAGAAUCCUGAAAACCCGCUCCAGUCGAUCUACUACUCUCUUCUGUUCUGGGUUCAGCAAAUCAAGGAUAACGUCGUCGACUACACCGAGGAUAACGACGACGAGGACGGUGCCGAUGUCGCUGUUGAUGAUGACGACAUCUUUAAUCCUUGAUUGAACGUGCUUCCAUUAUGAGCCACGGUACGACUGCUUUCAUGACUGUUGGAUAGAUUUUGCUCUCGACCCGCAAUACAAAACAUGGCCAUGGUAACCGCAACACCUACAGUAACUACAAGGUUGUGAUUUAGACACGUGUCAUGAACUAUAGG